AGCAGCAACAAUGAAGGCUUUCUAUCAGCUCUGCAUUCUCAUCGGCUUGGUGAUCAAGACUCACUCAGGUCCAGUACCACCCUCUAUUGGUGAAGAGGAGGAGGACCUGGCAAAGAAUUACUUGAAGAAGUUGUACAACAUGAAAGACAGCACAAAGUCCUUUGGGCGCAUGGUCAGCGAGAUGAGUGAGAAGCUGAGGGAGAUGCAAGAGUUUUUUGGGCUGGAAGUGACCGGAACUCUGGACGCUGAGACGCUGGAGGUGAUGAAGAAGCCUCGCUGUGGGGUUCCAGACGUGGCUGCGUAUGCUGUUGUUCCUGGAAACCUCAAAUGGAAAACAAACCAGCUGACCUACAGAAUUGAGAACUACACUCCUGACAUGUCUCAGGAUGAAGUGGACAGCUCUAUUAAGAGAGCUUUUAAAGUCUGGGCUGACGUCACUCCCCUCAGGUUCACCCGCAUUUACAGUGGUGUAGCUGACAUCAUGAUCUCCUUCGUGGUCAGAGAUCAUGGGGAUGGCUACCCAUUUGAUGGACCACAUGGUUUCUUGGCUCAUGCCUUUUUUCCUGGUCCUGGCAUUGGUGGAGACGCCCAUUUUGAUGAUGAUGAGUCUUUUACCUUCUCAUCUUCUAAUGGAUACAACCUGUUCCUGGUGGCUGCCCAUGAGUUCGGACAUGCCUUGGGCCUUGAACAUUCCAGGGAUCCCGGUGCUCUGAUGUAUCCUUCGUACAGCUUCAGGGAUGUCAAGACCUUUGUUCUGCCCCAAGAUGAUGUCAAUGGAAUUCAGGCAAUCUAUGGGCGAAACACUGAAGUACCUGUUGACCCUGAAGAGCCUAAACCCACAGCUCCAGUCACCCCUAACGCCUGUGACCCGAAGCUGGUCCUGGAUGCAGUUACGAUGCUGCGGGGAGAGAUGAUCUUCUUCAAGAACAGCCUCUUCUGGCGUAAUCAGCCACUCAGUUACCAGUCUGAGCAACAUCUGAUCAAGAGCUUCUGGCCUGAGGCUCCAGAGAAUAUUGACGCCGCUUAUGAGAGUCCGUCAGAUGACUUGGUGUACUUCAUUAAGGGUCAGAAGGUCUGGGCUUUCUAUGGUUACAACAUUGCAAAGGGGUAUCCCAAGACCCUCAGCAGCAUAGGCCUGCCCCCUAAAGUGAAGAAGAUCAGCGCCGCCCUUUAUGACGAGGAGACUGGAAAGACUCUGUUCUUCGUUAAUGACCAUUACUACAGCUAUGAUGGCACCACGAAGAAGAUGGACGAAGGUUACCCUAAACGUGUGGAAGACGACUUCCCAGGAAUGACCGGAAAAGUUACUGCAGCUUUCCAGUACAGGGGUUUCACCUACCUCUACAGCGGACCACGCAUGUUUGAGUUCGGCUAUGGACGACUCCUACGUGUGCUCAGUAACAACUACUUCUUGCCAUGUUAAUCAUUGAGGUCUAUAUGCCACGCAGGCAGUGGUGCAGCAGAGCCAUGGCAACAUCUAAAUUAUAGAGUAAAUUAUUCAGUUAUAUAUUUUAUUUAACUGAUUUAAAUUAUUUUUCAUUUCUCUGACAAGUUUGUUGUCUUACGUGUUCUGUUGUCUCUUUUAUUAUCAUUUUUCUUGUGUUUUGAAUGCGUGCAACUCUUUGAGACAGAUGUUUAAUAUUUUAAUAAAAAGUUCAUGGACCAUUUAAAAGAA
Messenger RNA from Pygocentrus nattereri (red-bellied piranha), 1675 nucleotides. RefSeq names its product collagenase 3-like. Bases 11 to 1423 code for a protein of 470 amino acids. Lineage: Eukaryota; Metazoa; Chordata; Actinopteri; Characiformes; Serrasalmidae. The record is from RefSeq and is a predicted model, not a curated record. The transcript has 10 exons. Gene Ontology annotation, biological process: extracellular matrix organization; collagen catabolic process; proteolysis. Gene Ontology annotation, cellular component: extracellular matrix. Gene Ontology annotation, molecular function: zinc ion binding; metalloendopeptidase activity.